Durusdinium trenchii is the source of this 810-nucleotide messenger RNA. The record is from the annotation of a GenBank genome assembly. Lineage: Eukaryota; Dinophyceae; Suessiales; Symbiodiniaceae.
AUGGCCUCUCGCGAGGCAGCAGCUUUACAAGGCUCAGCCUCCGUCAAUUCGACGCCAAGGCUGAGCUCUCGAGGCCAACAGGGCUGGAGUCUGGACGGUGACAAGAACGAUUGGAAUCCGAAAGAUGUGUGGGUUCAUAUCUACCACUGCGACCCGUACACCGGAUUCCUCAAUCGGAUGCUGCUCAAGAAUUCUGAGAUAGGCAUCUACCAUGCUGGGAUCGAGGUCUACGGAGAGGAGUGGUCUUUUCAGUACUUUGAAGACACCUGGAACGACCCGUCCAUCUCUGGGAUCAUUCGAUGUUUACCCAAGCAGAUGAGCGGCUACGAAUACCAAGAGUCCUUGAACCUGGGCUCCACGACGCUCUCGCCCAGCGAGGUAGAUGACCUACUAACAGAGCUGAGUGAGGAGUAUCCUGCCAGCUCGUAUCACUUGACGCAUCGCAACUGCCUCACCUUUGCACAGCAUUUGGCGACCCGUCUAAAGGUCCCCAAGGAGUUCCCUGAUUGGAUCUUGGGCAUCCUGCAGGCAAGCACCAAGGUGGGUGCGCUGGAUGCAACCGUGGACUACUUCUGGAGUUGGGCCAAGUGGUACAUGAUCCGAAAGCACGAGACUCCGGAGGAACGGUAUCCAGAAGAUGCAGAUCAGGCCAACACCUGGUCUUUAUUUGGGUUAAAUCCGAGCUGUUCGCCCUGUCCUGGCCCAGCCAAAGGCCCUGAUGCAAGCGAAUCCGCCUCAGCGCCGAUCCCGAAUGUACAAAGCUUGUCGGAAGAGCCACUUCCUGCUCCUGGCUCGGCGCGGCCGUCAUGA